Molecule: messenger RNA, 1657 nt
Organism: Vicia villosa (hairy vetch)
Lineage: Eukaryota; Viridiplantae; Streptophyta; Magnoliopsida; Fabales; Fabaceae
Product: E3 ubiquitin-protein ligase SINA-like 10
Exons: 4
Coding region: 105-923 (272 amino acids)
Molecular function (GO): zinc ion binding
Source: RefSeq, a predicted model, not a curated record
CUAAAUCUUUCUCAACAUGCGUGCCUUUAAAAUGGAGUUCAAGGCGAAACAAAGCAACAUUGAACUCUUAGAAGACCAAAAACCCCAUUUCUCAAGCUGCAAAAAUGUCUAGUAUCUCUAGUAUCUCGUCCAACCGUGUAAUGGAGCCAUGCAACAAAGAUUCUGAAGAGAGCGUUGAUUCCACAAAACAUGUUAAUAAUUCACGCUCAUUUGAUUGUUGCGUCUGUCUUCAACUCUUGACCAUUCCCGUUUUCCAGUGUAAAAAUGGUCAUAUUGUUUGCUCAACUUGCUGUGAUCAACUCGGGAACAAGUGUGACAAAUGCUCGAAACAAAUUAGCUUAACACGUUGUAAAGAAUAUGAAUAUCUAUUGCAAUCUAUCAAGUUGCCAUGUCCGAAUGAAAAAUAUGGUUGCAGGGAGACAAUUCGUUAUCGUUACAGUGGAAUGAGGAAGCAUGGAGAAGAAUGCAUCUAUGUGCCAUGUUAUUGUCCCCUUUCAGGUUGUGAUUUGGUUGCCUCAUUAGAAGUGUUGUCCAACCAUUUCAACUGUGAACACUGCGAUUCUCUAAUCGAAUUUUCUUAUGAUCACCCCUUCAUUGUCUCCUUGAAGUCUAAUGACGUAACCGUGGUUCUCCAAGAGGAACACGAUGGCAGACUAUUUACGCUCAAUAAUAGUACUAUCACGAGGAUGGGGAAUGCAGUCAAUAUUAGCUGCAUCGAUACUGACUCUUCUUCUGCGUCUGGAUAUAGUUAUGAUAUAUCAGCUAAGUCUAAGUUUGGCAAUCUGCUGAAGUUACAUUCUUUUCCUAAGAAUGUCCAACAGGCUACUUCACCAAUUCAUUCAUCACCGUUCCUUCUGAUUCCAUUUGGUUAUUUUGGUUCUUCUGAACCUCUCAAGCUAGAAAUUUGCAUAACCCCCAAGUGAGCCGUAAUAAAUAUCGCAAGUGGUUAUUGUUUUCUUUCUAUGGCGAUUGCGUUUCCCAGUACACAAGCAACGCCUGUACUUUCAGAAUCAGCAACUAGAUGACCACCAGUUCUUGGCCAAAUACAACAUCCAAGAGAUGGAAAUUCUUCACCUCAUCCUCCGCCUCUCCUAGAAGUAGAGAUCAGACUAUUAAUAACAAGUCUUCAACUUUUGAACCUCAUGUUUAAGAAUUCGACUUGUGCUUUUUGCUUGAGCUGUGUAACGAUCUUUUGCUGGGUAUGAUUUCUGCAUUUGAAGAAACAGAUUCAGGUGACAACAUUAGCUGGAAUUGUUGUAGACUUCUGUUGCAGAUAGAUGCAAUUGCUUUUGUAGUAUAGUGUUAAUAUUGCAGAUAAAUGCAAUGGCUUUUGUAGUAUAGUGUUAAUAUUGCAGAUAGAUGUAAUGAUUCCUGUGGUAUAGUGUUAAUAUUGCAGAUAGAUGUAAUGAUUCCUGUGGUAUAGUGUUAAUAUUGCAGAUAGUGAUGUAAUGUAAUGACUCCUGUGGUAUAGUGUUAAUAUUGCAGAUAGAUGUAAUGACUCCCGUGGUAUAGUGUUAAUAUUGCAUAGAUGUAAUGAUUCAUGUAGUACAAGUAUGUCCUGAUCUAUAAGAUUGAAGUAAUUUGAAUCCACUCCCUAUGCUUAAAGAAAAGUGGUGAAUGUAAAAGAGUUAUGUAUGAUUCUGUCUAAGACAAUUUU